Messenger RNA from Striga hermonthica, 231 nucleotides. The record is from the annotation of a GenBank genome assembly. NCBI's taxonomy places the organism in Eukaryota, Viridiplantae, Streptophyta, Magnoliopsida, Lamiales, Orobanchaceae.
UCUGGAGCCGUUCCCAACGAGAAACAGCCGCCAACUCCUCAGCCCGCGACACGCUCGCCGUUCGCUGCUGGUUCCCAUUUUCGUGACCUCGCUGCCGGUCGGUGCACCUCUGCUCGGGCGCCCAGCAGUCCCGACGAGUCGCCCUCAUCCAUUGCAGCCUCUCGCGAAGGUCUCGUUCAGCCGCUGCUGUCCUUUCUUUCUGGCAAGACGCGUGUAGCCGUCGAGCCCGUG